UUGCUUUUCAAAUCAAACCGUUUCAUUCAGUCGACGUCGACAGUCAUUCAGUUUCAUUCAACGGCUUCUGUUGCUCUGUCUCUGCCGUUCGUCGUCUUCGUCGCAGUCGUCAUUUGAGUUGAGUAAAAUACCACUUUUCAGUUCUUGCCGGUGUCGUAUUUUUUCGAAAGCGGUAUACGAAAAGGUGGUUGAUUUUCUUUUUAUACAUUCAAAUAAAAUUUCGGUUUUAUUUUGUGUUGAAAGAAGAAUUCGUAAAAUCGUAAAAGUGAUCAAAUUUGUACGCUGAAUUGGAAUACCUAUCUACAAUAGGUAUACUUACAUAUACAAAAAUUGAAAGUGAAACAAAAAUUCGUAAUUAACUUUGGAAUACUUAUUCCUUCUCAUACCAGAACAAAAACAAUCUACAAAAUAAAACCAAACAAUUUGCAGUUUUAUUUCGAGGUGAGUCGUGAGUGAAGGUUAUCAAUCUCAGUCAAAGUUGGCUCAUAUUUUCAAGGUUGAAUUAUACAAGAAAAACCAGUACACCCAACUUAUAUACACACGAGUACAAUCAAGGAAACAAUAACAAUACAAAACAGACAUGUCCUCGAUGAAUAUGCCCCCACCACCGCCACCCAAACCAAAUAAAAUGAACGGCAAUCGUUCUGUGAACGGCAGCACCAACAGUCUUUGUGAAAUUCAGAACGGUAAUGGUCGUAGUCCUUGUCACACUCCGCCACAUACGGACCGAGAACAAGUCGUGAUGACUCCCAAAGGCAAAACAGCAAAUAGCACAGUUAUUCUAAUUGAGAGGAAGCUCGUUGACGAGAUCAAUGACCGAGUUCAUGUUGCUGGAGGAGAUCACACCGGAAUCAUUAUUAAUAAGGACACAAUAAAUGGCCAGAAGAGUGCCACAGUUCGGGCUCAUCUUUCUCUGGAAUUCCGUGUAUUCCUGGUUAGUGCAAAUAGUGGAAAACAUUCCCAAGAAGCUAGAACUCUUAGAUUCUGGUUCCGCGAAUGGCUGAAGGAUGAAGAGAAACAAGCUCACAUUGCCCAGGAUUUCUUCAGAGAGCUCGUCAGUCCAAAAGAAUUUCCCAGAGAUUAUGUAGGUUUCAUUAAGAAGAUUAUGAAACUUCUUCAACGUGGAUAUGAUGAAAUACAGUCUCUAGAGAUCGAACUAAAGAUACUUGAAGAAACCUCUGCACCUCCCUCUAGACCACCAAGAGAUGGUUACAUUAUCUAUUGUUAUGGUGAUUGCAAUCGAAAGUUUGAAGAAGCCCUUCUGGCACAAAAGCAAACAGUGUCCAUGGAAGAGUCACAAUUUGAAUCGCCACCACUGACACAGGAAAAGGUUCUUGAACUAAUUGAGCAAGCUUAUCCGAAUCCCAUUACACCAGAAGAUUUGGCCAAGGACUAUGGUUGGGAUGAACAAGAAGUCAUAAAAGUAUUCCACUCGCUUAAGAGUCGUGGCCUCAUUAAAUCUAUGGAAUAUAAUUCAUACACAAGAAUUCAUCAUGAGGAUAAGGAAAUUAAGGUCGUUAAACAAAUGCCAACAAUUGCUUCCAACAAACAACCGACAAUCGCUAUUAUCACCGCUCAAUAUUGUGAAAAGUUGGCCGUUGAUUCCAUGUUAGAGAACAAAGAGACAUUUGUUCGUUACACAACCGUAGACUUAGACCCCAAAACUGUGAAUUCACUUAAGAAAAUUAAAAAGAAACGAAGAUUUGGUGAAUCGAACGUCUACACAUUGGGCAACAUUGGCGCACAUAGAAUUGUUAGCACAAAACUUCCAUCGGUCGGUAGUACUAGAGAAGCUAUGACUGCCACAGGGAAUACCACAACCAGACUUUUGGGGACAUUCCAGAAAGUUGAUUAUGUUUUCAUCGUUGGUGUGGCUGGUGGUGUUCCACAUUACACAGAUUACAAAAAGCACGUCCGGUUGGGUGAUGUCGUUAUAUCUUAUGUUGAUAAAAAUAGGGCGCUAUUGGGAAGAGGUGCAGAUAAGAAAGCUGAGAAGCCCUAUGUCUAUGUCUAUAGCAGUGGCGAGGAUCUAAAAACUUAUUACCCUGUGAAUGACUGCCUACAACAAAUUGCAGAAAAUCUGCAAGCUAACAUGCAGAGCAAACGACCUUGGGAAGAAUAUCUUAAGGACGGUCUUAAAAAUCUUUCCAUGAAAACCGAUACAGAUUUCAAUCGACCAGCGUUAAAUACAGAUAAGCUUUUCAUGAAUAUUGGCAAUAACGAGGUCAUCGAAGUUGCACAUCCAAUUUCUGGAGAAGAUGUGGUUGAUGGAUUACCACGAUCUCGGUUGCAUUUAGGACCAAUUGGUUCUGGACGUGAUUUAGUGCGAAAUGAUGGCCUGCGUAUGAAAUUCGUCAAAAAUCAUGGUCUGCUUGCUACUGACGUAGAAAUGAGUUCGGUGCUUGACAGUAUUAUUGGAAAUUGCAGAGAAAGUUUCAUUUUAGUCAAGGGUAUAUCCGAUUAUAAAGAUGGAACGUCAACACGCAAAUGGCUGAACUUUUCUUCUCUUGCUGCUGCUUCUGUGAUGAAGUCUAUCAUUUGUGGAAUGGACGCUCCCACAAAUGUUUAAAAAAAUAAAUACAUUUAAUCAAAAUAAAUUCUAUAUAUUAACUUUUCAUACAUAUAUUUAAACUUAAUACAACAAGUAGAUUUUGCAUUUAUACUAAUAAAUUUUAUCAUGACCAUGAAUUAAUAUUCAUGAUUCUGUUUUUACUAUGAAUAACUAUACCAAAAAAAACUUAAUUUAAAAGUUAAGUUUAAAUAAAAAAAAGUUUUUUUUUUUAAUAAUUUGAUGAAUACAUCAAAAGUAAUGUUUUGUUGAGUUUACCUAUAUUUUCUAUGUUUUUAUUUUUUGUUUAUGUAAAUAUACGAUAGUAACUUAAAAAUAAAUCUCUUAUUAAACUUAA
Molecule: messenger RNA, 2906 nt
Organism: Eupeodes corollae
Lineage: Eukaryota; Metazoa; Arthropoda; Insecta; Diptera; Syrphidae
Exons: 12
Coding region: 581-2569 (662 amino acids)
Biological process (GO): regulation of apoptotic process; mRNA transport; nucleoside metabolic process
Cellular component (GO): nucleus
Molecular function (GO): protein binding; catalytic activity
Source: RefSeq, a predicted model, not a curated record